AUGACAAAAGCAGUAUGGCAUUGGAAUUCGAAUUUAAAUCCAUGGUGUCCAAAACAAGAACCACAAUGGACAAAAUAUUCUGAUAUAGAAAAUGAAAUUAUUGAGAAAGCUUAUCAAAAUCAUCAAAACUAUGUUGAAUUAGAUUUAUAUUGGAUUGAUCUAGAACAUAAAGUACAAAAAAAGAAAUCGAAUUACAAUAAACAAAGACCAAUAAAAAGAAUUUUAAUUGAAAAUGAGAACAAUUUAAGAGAAGAAAGAUUUUUUAUUCCUCCAAAAUUAAGUAAAACAUUUAGUUCUUAUAGUAUUCAUCAUUCUGAUUUUAUUAAUGAAUGGAUUAGGAGAAAUUUUCAUAUAAUACAUGAUAUAAAGAAAAUAGUUCAAAAUGCAAUUGAUGGUAUUAUUCAUGAAGGUCAUUUACUUGAACAAGAUAAUGAAGCAAAAUGGUUAGGUAACAAAGUAAUACAAUUUAAAAACAGUACACAAGAAGAAAUUAAUGAAUGUUGUGUACAUCUCUAUACUCGUGAAUCAUUUCUAUAUAAAUUAUUGAAUAAAACAUUACGAGAAGAUGACAUGAGUAAAGUAGAUACUCUAGGAUCAUUUGCUUAUCUUUUAUAUGAGAGCAGUUCAAAUUUAAAAAAACAUCUUUACCAAGGUGUUGUUUAUCGUGGAGCCAAACUUGAAUCAGAUAUGAUUGAUGAUUAUAAAAAAGCUUUAAAUGAUGGUUGUAGAUCAUGGAGCGGUUUUACGUCAACAAGCAGAAAUCGUCGAAAAGCUGAAAAAUUUGGAAAUAUAUUAUUUAUUAUUGAUAUUUUACGUCCCAAUACUGCAAUUGAUGUAUCAUCAUUAUCUGAAUAUCCCAGUGAACAAGAAGUUCUUAUAGGUGCUGGAUGGAAUUUUUCUAUUAAUAAUAUAGAAUUCGAUCAUAAUGGAAAACAGAUUAUUUAUAUAAAACAAGAUUAA
Molecule: messenger RNA, 960 nt
Organism: Rotaria sordida
Lineage: Eukaryota; Metazoa; Rotifera; Eurotatoria; Philodinida; Philodinidae
Source: the annotation of a GenBank genome assembly